AUGAGUGAUCGAACGCCAUUACUAACAACUUUGGAUCCAAAUGAAGAUCCUGCAACGGGUCUCGAAAGGGUAGCAUCUUUUGCAAAUGAGAAUGCAGAAAUAAGGCGAAGAAGUCGUGAACAGGAGCAACGUGAAUUAGAAGAUUCUCGCCAAUAUGAUUCAUUUAAAAACAUGGAGAAAGAAGGCGCAGUUUCUUCACGAUAUGAAAGUUUGAAUUAUGAAAUUGUUGAAAAUAAGCUUUUUCGGGCUGAGGAGAUGGAACCUGGUCAUCAGCGAAAACUUUUUCGCCAAUCAGUGAAUCGUUGGGUAGUGUGUUUCUUUAUUGGAGUUUUAACUGCUAUUGUUGCGGCUGCUAUAGAUAUAACGAUAUAUUACAGUAGUGUAGUCAAAUUCCGCUUGAUCAUUAGCAAUUUGUUAAAUUUCUGUGAGAAACGAAUGGAAGUUGGUGGUGGUUGCAUAUGGACGGUAGAAUUUGCAUGGAUUUGCUACAAUUGUAUUCUGGUCACUAUUUCCGCAUGUUUAGUUAUAUUCCUAUCUCCUAUUGCUGCUGGUUCAGGUAUAUCACAAGUCAAAUGUUUUCUAAAUGGUGUAGAAAUACCGGGUGUUGUACGAUUGAAAACUUUGUUUGCAAAAGCAUUUGGUGUAGCAUGUACAGUUGCUGGUGGCUUAAGUGCGGGAAAGGAAGGGCCAAUGAUUCAUUCUGGAGCGGUAGUCGCAGCUGGUAUUUCACAAGGCAAAUGCGUCACUUUCUCACUCGAUUUCCACAUUUUCGAACAAUUUAGAAAUGAUCGCGAAAAGCGCGACUUCGUGAGUGCAGGUGCUGCAGCUGGAGUAGCUGCGGCUUUUGGUGCGCCAAUUGGUGGAGUUUUGUUCAGUUUAGAAGAAGGGGCUAGCUUUUGGAAUCAAAGUUUAACGUGGCGCAUGUUUUUUGCUGCCAUGAUAUCAUCAUUUACUUUGAAUUGCAUUCUCAGUGUAUUUCAUGGAGUUGGUGGUUUUUUAUCAUGGAAUGGGCUAGCAAAUUUCGGUGUUUUCGAGAAUCAUAGCUACAACAUUUGGGAAAUACCGAUCUUUCUUCUCAUUGGUGUUCUUGGAGGCCUUUCUGGUGCUUUAUUCAAUUCCCUUAAUUUGAAACUUUCACGAUUCAGGAAAAAAUAUAUUCGAAGCAAAUGCCAGAAGUUGAUGGAGUGUUUACUAGUAGCUGCAGCAUCUGCGUUUACAGGAUUUGUUACACUUUUCGUAGUAAAUGAUUGCCAGCCUGUUGGCCGUAAUCCAAAAUUAACUGAGGUUACAAAGUUGUGGUGUCGCAAGGGUCAAUACAGCGCUGUUGCAAAUUUAUUCUUUCAAAGUCCAGAAGAAAGUGUUAAAAGUCUGUUUCAUAGUCCAACAAAUUCAUAUGCGGCAAGUACGUUAUUAAUUUUCGCUGUUGAGUAUUACUUCUUAUCGUUAUGGACAUAUGGGCUAUCAGUACCGAGCGGUAUUUUCAUACCCACCUUGUUAACUGGCGCAUCAUGGGGUCGUCUUGUUGGAGUUAUCGUCGAAUAUAUGUUUCCUGACGUUACUGGUAUUCAUCCUGGUAAAUAUGCUCUUGCCGGAGCUGCAGCCCAACUGGGUGGUGUUGUACGGAUGACAAUUAGCUUAACUGCUAUUCUCGUUGAAGCAACCAGAGAUAUUACAUUUGGUUUGCCAAUAAUGCUUGUUCUCAUGGUUACUAAAUGGGUUGGCGACUUCUUUAAUGAGGGUCUUUAUGAUGCACAUAUUGAAUUAAAUGAAGUACCGAUUUUGGGUUGGUGUGCACCGGAACUAUCACGCAAUAUAUUGGCAGGGAGUAUAAUGAGAAGGGAUGUAGUAACAAUGAUGCCAAGAGAACGUGUUUCACGCGUGAUUGAAGUUUUACAUGCCACAUCACAUCACGGUUUUCCGGUUAUUGAUGAAAUUAAUUCUCCGUCAACUGAGGAAAAAAUCCCGGAAUACGGUCAUCUGAAGGGGUUAAUCUUGAAAUCGCAACUGAUUAUUCUGAUGAAGAAACGGGUUUUUUAUGAGGAUCCUGACUGCCAUAUUUUGGUUGAUGGAAGCGAAUUGGUUCAACUUUCUGAUUUCGCCGACGAAUACCCAACAAAGUUACAACUGUCUGAAGAAGAUAAAAAUUGUUGGCUGGACUUAACUCCUUAUAUGCAUUCAAGUCCCUAUCGAGUACCUUUGAGUGCUUCACUACCUUCUAUAUUUCAUCUGUUUCGUGGAUUAGGACUGCGCUAUGUAGCUGUCGUUGACGAUGAAAAUAAACUUCGUGGAAUCAUUACUCGGAAAGAUCUCGCAAGGUUCAAGGGACGUCGAACUUUCACAAAUUAUACUAUAUGGGAACUUUUUGUUUCAGACUUCCAAACUUAA
Molecule: messenger RNA, 2385 nt
Organism: Brugia malayi
Lineage: Eukaryota; Metazoa; Nematoda; Chromadorea; Rhabditida; Onchocercidae
Gene: Bma-clh-6
Product: chloride channel protein 7, putative
Exons: 18
Coding region: 1-2385 (794 amino acids)
Biological process (GO): chloride transport; transmembrane transport
Cellular component (GO): intracellular membrane-bounded organelle; lysosomal membrane
Molecular function (GO): voltage-gated chloride channel activity
Source: RefSeq, a predicted model, not a curated record